Molecule: messenger RNA, 1652 nt
Organism: Sitodiplosis mosellana (orange wheat blossom midge)
Lineage: Eukaryota; Metazoa; Arthropoda; Insecta; Diptera; Cecidomyiidae
Product: bone morphogenetic protein receptor type-1B-like
Exons: 1
Biological process (GO): cellular response to growth factor stimulus; dorsal/ventral pattern formation; protein phosphorylation
Cellular component (GO): plasma membrane; signaling receptor complex
Molecular function (GO): ATP binding; transforming growth factor beta receptor activity, type I; SMAD binding
Source: RefSeq, a predicted model, not a curated record
CAAAUUCAACUGGAAAAGUCAGUCGGACGUGGACGUUACGGUGAAGUUUGGUUGGCCAAAUGGCGUGAAGAACGUGUUGCUGUCAAAGUUUUCUUCACCACUGAAGAGGCGUCAUGGUUCCGUGAAACAGAAAUCUACCAAACCGUAUUGAUGCGUCACGAAAACAUCUUGGGUUUCAUUGCUGCCGAUAUCAGCGGAACCGGAAGCUACACGCGAAUGUUCUUGAUCACCGAUUACCAUGAAAAUGGUAGCCUACACGAUUAUCUCCAGAUGCACGUGAUUAGCCCACGUCAGUUGCAAGAGUUGGCCCAUUCACUCACUGCCGGAUUGGCGCAUUUGCACAUGGAAAUCUUCAGCAAACCAGGCAAACCAGCCAUUGCGCAUCGCGAUAUCAAGAGCCGAAAUAUUCUAGUGAAACGCAACGGACAGUGUGCCAUUGCUGACUUUGGUUUGGCUGUCAAGUACAACAGUGAAUUGAAUGAAAUCCACAUUGCACCGAAUACUCGUGUCGGAACACGCCGAUAUAUGGCACCAGAAGUGCUGGACGAAUCAUUGAAUCCAACGCAAUUCGAUUCGUUCAAAUACGCGGACAUUUACUCGGUUGGUUUGGUAUUUUGGGAAAUGGCUCGUCGUUGUGUGACCACAAUUCCCGGUACCAAGAGCACCGCAUCCGAAGAUUACGCCUUACCAUAUCACGAUAUGGUUCCAUCCGAUCCAAGCUUUGAAGAUAUGUACGACAUUGUGUGCUCACAAAAGAUUCGCCCACCCAUCCCAGAGAGAUGGCAAGAUGAGGAGAUUCUUCAAGUCCUAUCGAAAAUUAUGGUCGAAGCAUGGCAUCCAAAGCCAACGGCACGACUCACCGCGCUGCGAAUAAAGAAAACACUGAUCAAAAUUCAAACAGAUGGAUCCAGUCAAAUCGUCUAGUAGUAGGGGUAUAAGCUAGCUAUUCAAUAAGAUUUUAUUUCUUGUAUAUUUGACGCUUUGAUAAUUCACUUCUAUUUGUUUUUUGGUUUAGUCCCGUUUUGUUUGCGAAUUUAUUACCUUCGCAUUUAAUCGCAGCUACACGUGUAGUGAAUAAGAAACAAACUAUACAAACUAUGAUUAUAUUAACAGAAUAAACGAACACAAAUACAUUUUAAAAUACACAAAUACAGACAGAUACACCUGACAAGAAUUCUGAUUUAGACACUAGAGUCUCCUAAAAUCCAAAAUGAUACGAAACGAUAUAUGCAAUCGAAAUCAUAUUUAAGUAAUUUUUAACGAUUUUUGUUAGCUGUAACUUUAGGAAUGAACGCGAACGUAUUCGAUAAGACAAGAAAACGAUUCGACGAUUAAUUUUUUUUUUCAAACCGAGACAAAUUGCAAACUCAGUGAUAUGUGUAUAAUGAAAGUGUAUGGAAAACUCAUGGAAAAAACAAAUAAAACACGAAAAAACAAAUAAAACACGAAAAAACAAAACAAACAAUUUAUUGAGAGAAAAUAUUCGGAACAGAAACACUUUUGUAAAAAGUCAAAUUCAAAAUUCACCAAAAUUCAACAAAUUGAACGCAUCGAAUUGAGCCUUAACGAAAUUCAGAAAUGCCUCUGGUUUUAUCUACUGGUGCCUUUUCACAGAGCCGACUAUAAUUUUAACUUUGAAGCCAAAUUUUCUU